Molecule: messenger RNA, 4580 nt
Organism: Mycena citricolor
Lineage: Eukaryota; Fungi; Basidiomycota; Agaricomycetes; Agaricales; Mycenaceae
Source: the annotation of a GenBank genome assembly
GAAGGUCCUCGCGGCAACCAUUUCGUUCUGUGUCCUCGCCUCGGCUGCGAUCACUCCCGCCACCAGCAAACAAGUUCCGAAGGGCUUUGUUACAACCAAGGGUGCAGAAUUUGAACUCGAUGGGAAGCCUUUUGCUUUUGUCGGAGCCAAUUCCUACUGGCUGCCGCUGCUGACCACGAAGUCUGAUGUGAAAUCCACUUUCAAGCAGAUGAAAGCUGCCGGUGUGAAAGUGGUCCGCACUUGGGGAUUCAACGCAAUCAACGGAUCCGAACUGGCCGGGGCUGUUGAUUCGGGUUUGACAUACUAUCAGGUCUGGAACAAUGGGAAUUGGACUCUCAAUGAGAACUCGCAAGGCCUGGAACGUCUCGACUACGUGGUGGAGGUCGCGAAAGAGGUGGGAAUCAAACUGAUACUUGCCUUCACGAACAACUGGGUCGGGUAUGGCGGUCUCGAGCUGUAUAUCGACCACUUCGCUCCAGGAUCAAGCUUCCACGAUGUGUUCUACACCAACCCCAAGAUGGUUGCAUCAUAUCAGUUGUAUGUUAAGACCAUCGUCAACCGCUAUAAAAGCUCCCCGGCGAUCUUUGCAUGGGAAAUGAUGAACGAGGCCCGCUGUCUCGGAGAUCUGCCCGCGAGCCCAAACUGUUCGGCAAUUACCGGCACGCUGGCGAAAUGGUACAGGUCGCAGUCUGAUUAUAUCCGCAGCUUGGACCCGCAUCAUCUUAUCACCACUGGCGGCGAGGGCCACUUUUACUGGAAAGAUCCUCAGUAUGCGUCUGACUACAACUUCAACGGGCAAGCAGGGGAAGAUUUCGACUUGGAUCUGACACUGCCCAACGUCGAUUUCGCAACUUACCAUAUGUAUCCUCAGACGUGGUAUCCCAACCUUGAUCACCCUGGCUCCAACUUCACAGUAGAAUCUUGGGGCUUGUUUUGGAUGGAGUCUCACGUGAAUGCGGCGAAAAAGGCUGGAAAGCCCUUGGUUCUGGAAGAGUUUGGUCUGCUGGGACUCGAGAAUAAAACGACGAUCUAUCCCACGUGGGUGAAGUACGCCCUGGACUCUAAGCACGGAGGGAUCAUGCCGUGGCAAUUCGGUGCACUGGGGCUGACUGAGGAUGGUGGAAACCGAGCGAUCAAAUAUGCUGAUGCUCUCAUCGACGGCGCCAGUCCCAAUGACGGCCUGGCCUUCUACCGCAACGAAACGGUCUGGAAUACCUUCACGAAUGCCGCCAAAGUUCAAGAUGCGCGAUGACCGCGACGAAUCAAAUAUGCAACUAUAAAUACACGAUUUGCGGACGAGAUAUCUCAGAUAAAACCUGCAUUUUGUUAUGGCACGAGGAGGAGCGAAGUUGCUGCAGUUCCACACGCACCCAAAAGUGGUCAGCUUCGAUUGGUUAUUGUUACGGUUGUUGUUGUCCCCGAGAAGAGGCUGGUUGCCUGACAUCGGACGUCGUCCCAGGCGCGGACUCUUUUGCAUCAGGAUGAGACCAGAUCGUCGGAAGCAAUGGCUGGGUACUUGCGAUAGCUGUGCCUUCCUAGGCAUGGGUGAAGCGGACAGCUGCUUCAUUGUAUACUGGUAUGUUAGGCCAGCCGUGAGGACCUUGUAGCCAAGACAUCAGAUUGCUUUUCUCAUUUCGAGCACGAGACAGCUUGCAACCAGAGCGACGUCUUGCCCGUGUUCUAAUCGUAAACUAGAGCCCGCCGGUCCGGUCAAGCGUAGUGCGUCCGGGGUGUCGUUUAGCAACUCGAACAGGAUCUCGUAUGCGACGGUGGUCACAGGCAUGGGAGAGGGGGAGCGAUUUCAUUGUCAAGAGUCAUGGCGGCUGCCUUUAACCGUCCAAAUCUGCUUCGGAUUCGGAGGUGUGUGAAUUUGGGGAACGGAUCAGCGCACCUCGCCUAUUGUUCUAAUUGUCUUCUCCAAACUGAGAACCGGACAACGUCUUUUGAAUACCCACGCGCAAUGCUGCGUACAAGGCAUGUCUCGACCACGGUUCGAACAAUGGCCGCAUGGUAAGUAAGUACUGGAAGUAAGCUCAUGUCCGAUGAGACGAAUUAUCCUGCCCUACGCCAGGUCGCCAAAAAGAGCUAAACACGCUCCCUGCUCUUUUUGUCCCACUUCACGAUACUUACAGGGGCUCGGGUCGAACAAUUAUAGAGAUGUCGGUAGAGAUUGUACAGUCCUUGUCACAAGCGAUGAAUAACAGGUUAAAAUGGAGAUCCAAAGAUGGCAGAGAGAGGCUUCAUGAAGUCGAGCUUGAGAUCUUGGUACCGAUAUGUCAAUCUCAGAACCCCCACCUAAACUCGAAGAAAGCUCUCACCCAGACACAACAUAUCUUUGCCAGCCUCGGUGAAUCCACGGACGGCGAUAGUAAAUUUGGCUUGGUGAUGAUCAAGCGACGGUCCAGCCAGCCAACCAGCCAGAAGGACUCACUUUGAGGGAUCUCCUUCGGCAAAGCCACGGUUUGCUCCAGAACAUGGAAUCCUGUCUCGACGGGGCAGUUGAUCGUCAUGUUGUUGCUCCGUGCCUCCUCGCAGACGUCAAAGGUUUUUUGCAGCAGCUUGAUCCGACCAAGCUUGACCGUUACAUCUGCAGAGGCACCAUCCGUUAUUGGCUCCGUAACAUAUGCGGACGCCUUGACCGUGAGGUCUUGUCCAGGAAGGGGUGGGUCGGGGAAGAGUUCCAACGACUCCAGUUGGAUAGCACCCGAGCUGCCGCAAUCAACGUACUCCCAGGAUGCCGCGUGCGUGACCCCAAGAAAGAGAAAGAGGAACAAGUACAGUGAGACUCGAGACAUGACGAGCCUGGGGGAGGAUGUGGUACAAUGACAAGUGUGAUGCAGAUCAAUUGAUUCGCACAGCCGCUAACUGCGCCUCUUUCUCCACCCACCAUGAAAUCCCGCGAAUAUUGCUGCUGUGCCAUUCCUCUAGUGAAUGCUGGCAUUUAUCUCGCCUUGUUCACCCAAAUCGUGACCGGCGCUCUUGUCGGUGUUCUUUCCUUUGCGACUCCAACCAUCGUUGGCGCUGCUACUCCUUCGUUUGCUUCUACGGUGCUGGGCAUCAUCUGUCUCGUCGCGGCAGGAAUCCAAUUGCUAGGUGUGAUUGGAGAAACCUACGCUCUUCAGAAGAUAUGUCACAUUGCACGGGUUGUUGCAACCGGUGCCUUCUCUGUCGCGCUUGCAUGGAUCAUCCUCUCUGCUACCCGCCACUCCACUGCGCAGUCAAAUUGCGAAACAAGCUUCUUCUCCAAUGUCAGCACGGAAGCCAAGUCUGAAGGACAGAUCUUGUGCAACAUAUUCCCGUGUAUAUAUCUUUACUCGGUCGCAAGCGGAUACAGCUCUAAUCAAGAGAGGGAUCAUGACAACUUCAACUCCCUGGGGUCGACGACAAAUAUCGCCAUGAACGAUCGGAGCUACCCGGUCGAUGUUCCCCAACAAUCUCAUGGGGGAUAUACUCAUCUGCGGAAGGAGAGCGCAGCUAGCAUGUCGGAUGUCCUUGCCGAGCCUGUACAGCAUGCGAGUGACAGCUAUUCGCUCGGUCGCGAGGGCUCGUAUCCACCUCGGAAUCCACCUAGCGCGUACCUAGAAGAUAAAGAUGAGUCCCCGACGCCACGGAUGGGACAGACCUACUACGACAAUGAUCAUGCUGGUCUCGAACAGCCUGCGUAUGCCCAAGCCCAUCCUGGUCUCGUGAUCCCGUCGUCCCAGCAUCCAGGCGUGCUGGAUGAGAUCUCGUCCCUGCAGGCGGCCAAUUCGUCUUUGCUGCGCUAUCCCACAGCUUUUACUCAAGGAAUUGUGCCAAAGCAGAUUCACUCCCACAAUGAUUAUUGGCGUGAAGUGCCUUUGCUGACCGCGCUGAGUCUCGGUGUCGCGAGUGUCGAAGCCGAUGUCUGGCUCGUCAACGGAACUCUCCACGUUGGACACGAACAAGCGGCUCUCACAUCGAACAGAACUUUUGAUUCUCUCUACAUCGAGCCUUUGGUGGCGAUCAUCGAGGCCCAGAAUCCCAAGAAUGCCUUCACGGACUCUAUCGCUGAACGGAUCCACAGUGGAGUCUUUGAUACUUCGAGCGGAACAAGCAUCCAGCUUCUUAUCGACAUGAAGACCGAUGGGCCAAGCACGUUGCCCGCCGUGCUCAAGGCUCUCGGGCCGCUGAGGGACCGCGGGUACCUCACCACGUGCCACUCGAAUGGAAACUGUACGUCCUCCGCGGUAACAGCCAUCGGAACGGGCAACACACCGCUCGCCGGAAUUCUCGCACUCACAUCCCGGGAUGUCUUUUUCGAUGCACCUUUGACUGGCAAGUGCUCUCAACGCGACAUUUACCCCGCUGUUUCCCCCACUGCGAGCACAGAUUACCAGACUGCUGUUGGAUGGUCCGGUUUGGGCAACAUCUCUGCUAGCCAACUGUCCGCUAUCCAAACUCACAUCGGUAACGCACACGGUCUGGGAAUCAAAGCACGAUUCUGGGACACUCCGGGGUGGCCAAUUCGCGCCAGAAACAAUGUCUGGGACGUUCUGAUAGACAACGGCGCAGACUGGUUAAAUGCAGAUGACUUGCAGGCGGCUUCAAACCAUUUCUAA